AUGCGUCAGCUACCUAGUUAUGAGGACAAGUCAUUGACUGAUCAUGUGUGUCUACUCCAGAAAUCUUUGUACGGUCUUAAACAGGCACCGUGUGCCUGGUUCACACGGUUGCAUGAUUUUCUUGUCUCUGUGGGCUUCUCGCCUUCAAAGACGGAUGUGUCUCUUUUCAUUUAUUUACGUGACAACAUUUGUCUUUAUUUCUUGGUAUAUGUGGAUCGUGUUACUGCUCUUAUUGAUAAAUUAGCACUUGAGUUUAAGGUUCGUGAUAUGGGUGUGCCUUCUUUCUUUUUGAGUAUUGAAACUGUCCCGUUAUCUGGUGGUAUGCUCUUGUCACAACAGCGAUACAUGAAGGAUAUUCUCAAACGUGCUGGUAUGGUGGAGUGUAAGCCAGUAACCACGCCGGUAUCAUCUGCGAAAGCUACCGCCGAUCCUGUAGUCCCAUAUGCCGAUCCCACACAAUACAGAAGUCUUGUAGGUACUCUUCAAUAUCUUACGGUAACUCGACCUAAUUUAUCUUAUGAUGUUUAUCUUCUGUGUCAGCACAUGCAUGCUCCCACCACUGCGGACUGGGCUUCUCUAAAACGAGUUCUGAGGUAUGUCAAGAGCACUCUGAAUCUCAGCCUUCGCAUUUCUCGGUCUUCCUCUGUUGAUAUCCAUGCUUAUUCUGAUUCGGAUUGGGAUGACGAUCCGGAUGAUCGCAAGUCUACUAGUGGCUUCGCUGUAUUUUUGGGCAACAAUCUUAUAUUUUGGGUGUGUCGAAAGCAAUGA
Molecule: messenger RNA, 768 nt
Organism: Ipomoea nil (Japanese morning glory)
Lineage: Eukaryota; Viridiplantae; Streptophyta; Magnoliopsida; Solanales; Convolvulaceae
Exons: 1
Coding region: 1-768 (255 amino acids)
Source: RefSeq, a predicted model, not a curated record